This is a messenger RNA of Neocloeon triangulifer, 3169 nucleotides long. RefSeq lists its product as uncharacterized. Gene Ontology annotation, cellular component: membrane. The transcript is spliced from 14 exons. The coding region runs from base 92 to 2803 and encodes 903 amino acids. Gene Ontology annotation, molecular function: sugar transmembrane transporter activity. Gene Ontology annotation, biological process: transmembrane transport; carbohydrate transport. Lineage: Eukaryota; Metazoa; Arthropoda; Insecta; Ephemeroptera; Baetidae. The record is from RefSeq and is a predicted model, not a curated record.
CGAGAAACCAAUUCGAUCAACUUUAGAAGGAAUUCCCAGUCAGAAGCAAGAGGACGCAAAUUAAGUCUGCUGAUUCUUGUAAAAAAAAAUCAUGAGCACCGGCAGUACUAAGACGCAAUACGUCGCUGCGGCAGCAGCAACGUUGGGUGCGAUGUCGCUGGGCUCCGUCCUUGGGUGGUCGUCGCCGGCGCAGAUUCCUGUAGUGGCAGGCGACGUUUACCACUUUUCAGUGAGCCCCGCGGAGUUUUCGUGGGUCAGUUCGGUGGUGACGCUCGGCGCCGCGCUCUCGUGCAUGCCUGCCGGUUUUUUGGUCGACUGGAUCGGCCGCAAGUACACGAUGCUCUUCAUCUCCAUCCCGUUCGUGAUUGGUUGGGCGUUCAUUAUUUGGCCGGCAGCCGUGGGAAUGUUGAUCGCAGGCCGACUGAUCACUGGUUUCUGCGGUGGCCUCUUCAGUGUGGCCUCGCCUAUGUACAUCUCAGAAAUCUCGGACAUUAAAAUCCGCGGCCUCCUCAGUUCAUUCUUUCAGCUGAUGGUCGUCAUUGGUAUUCUCUUCAGCUACAUCAUUGGCGCCUUCGCGCCCAUUUUUUGGCUCUCUGUCGCUUGUGGACUUUUGCCGAUUGUGUUCGCCGUUUGCUUCUUUUUCAUGCCGGAAACGCCACAGUAUCUUCUGCGAAGGAACAAAGACGAGGAGGCUGCGAAGGCCCUGCAGUGGUUCCGCGGCUCCAAAUGCGACAUCAAAAACGAACUCGAUGACAUGAAAGAUGCAGUGGAGGAAGCUAAGAAGAACACGAUUUCGUUCUUUGAAAUGUUCCGAAAUCGCAUUGCCGUCAAGGGAAUCUUGCUUUUGCUGGGACUGUUCGCAAUGCAGCAACUUUCGGGCAUCAACGCCGUACUUUUCUAUGCAAACAGCAUCUUCCUGGACGCAGGCUCAACCCUCGAUCCCAAUAUCAACUCCAUUAUCAUUGGUGCCGUGCAGGUCGCGGCCACCAUUCCCGCCUCUCUCGUUGUUGACCGACUUGGAAGAAAAUUGCUGUUGCUCAUCUCCUCCACUGCCAUGGGAAUUUUCAUCGUCAUCCUUGGCUUUUAUUUCUUUUUCAAGGAUGAUCUCGUGGAUCAGGGUUGGUUGCCAGUGACUACGUUGGUGCUGUACAUCAUCUUCUUCUCGUUCGGCGCCGGCCCCGUCGUGUGGGUCAUGGCGGCCGAGAUUUUCGCGCCUCAGGUCAAAGGACCCGCAAGUGCGUUGGGCGCAACUUUCAGCUGGACCCUGGGCUUCAUCGUCACGCUUUUCUACGCCGACCUGGUCGCGGCCGUGCAGAACUACACCACCUUCUGGAUCUUUGGCGUUUGCUGUUUCAUUGGCGCCGCCUUCAUCCUCUUCUUCCUGCCGGAAACCAAGGGCAAGACCAACCAGCAGAUCCUCCGCGAACUUGUUUGGAGGAAAAGAAUCAUGAGCUCAGGCAGUACUAAGACGCAGUAUGUUGCAGCGGCAGCAGCAACGUUGGGUGCAAUGUCGCUGGGCGCCGUCCUCGGGUGGUCGUCGCCGGCACAGACACCUGUAUUAGAAGGCGACGUUUACAACAAUUUCCCAGUGAGCCCCGCCGAGUUUUCGUGGGUCAGUUCGGUGGUGUCACUUGGCGCCGCGCUCUCAUGCAUGCCCGCCGGAUUUUUGGUCGACUGGAUCGGCCGCAAGUACACGAUGCUCUUCAUGUCCAUCCCGUUCGUGAUUGGUUGGGCGUUCAUUAUUUGGCCGGCAGCCGUGGGAAUGUUGAUCGCAGGCCGACUGAUCACUGGUUUCUGCGGCGGCCUUUUCUGCGUGGCCUCACCAAUGUACAUUGCAGAAAUCUCGGACAUUAAAAUUCGCGGUCUCCUCAGUUCCUUCUUCCAGCUGAUGGUCGUCAUUGGCAUUCUCUUCAGCUACAUCAUCGGCGCCUUUGCGCCCAUUUUUUGGCUUUCAGUCGCGUGUGGACUUUUGCCGAUCGUGUUCGCCGUUUGCUUCUUUUUCAUGCCAGAAACGCCACAGUAUCUUCUGCGGAGGAACAAAGACGAGGAGGCUGCAAAGGCCCUGCAGUGGUUCCGCGGCUCUAAAUGCGACAUCAAAAACGAGCUCGACGACAUGAAAGAUGCAGUGGAGGAAGCAAAGAAGAAUACGAUUUCCUUCAUUCAAAUGUUCCGGAACCGAAUCGCAGUCAAGGGAAUCCUGCUUCUGUUUGGCCUGUUUGCAAUGCAGCAACUCUCAGGCAUCAACGCCGUACUUUUCUACGCGAACAGCAUCUUUGUGGACGCAGGCUCGACCCUCGACCCCAAUAUCAACUCCAUUAUCAUUGGUGCUGUCCAGGUCGCGGCCACCAUUCCUGCCUCUCUCGUUGUUGACCGACUCGGAAGAAAAUUGCUGCUGCUCGUCUCCUCCACUGCUAUGGGAAUUUUCAUCAUCAUCCUUGGCUUUUACUUCUUUUUCAAAGAGGACCUUGUCGAUCAGGACUGGCUGCCAGUGACUACGUUGGUGCUGUACAUCAUCUUCUUCUCGUUCGGCGCCGGCCCCGUCGUGUGGGUGGUGGCGGCCGAAAUUUUCGCGCCGCAGGUCAAAGGGCCCGCGAGUGCGUUGGGCGCCACUUCUAACUGGACGCUGGCCUUCCUCGUCACGCUAUUCUACGCCGAUCUGGUCGCGGCCGUGCAAAACUACACCACCUUCUGGAUCUUUGGCGUUUGCUGCUUCCUCGGCGCCGCCUUCAUCCUCUUUUUCCUGCCGGAAACAAAGGGCAAGACCAACCAGCAAAUUCUCCGGGAACUUGGAGCAAAAGAUUAAAAACAAAAUAGCAACAGUUACAUUACCAAUACCAAUUAUAAGCAAUAUGGUUCCUAUUUAUUGUUUAUUAUUUUAUAAUUGAACUUAAGCAUCAAUUAAAAGAUAUUCAAGAGAAAAUUUUGUUUCCUUGGUUCAAAGUCGCAUUUUCGUUAAGAUUCAAAGUAAAUUUUAAACAAUGUGAUUGCAAAUUUGGCAGCUAUUUAGAUUGUAAGCGUAAAAUUUAUUUUUAAGAUUUUUUAGAUGUUUGAAAGGCAAUAAUUUGCAACUAGGUGAUCCAAUAUUAAUGUCUAGAAGCAGUAUUUUUGACUGAAUUAAAAAAAAUCAAUUUAGUCCUUGUCAUUUUGGGCGCCACAGUAAAAUAAACAG